Messenger RNA from Topomyia yanbarensis, 3852 nucleotides. RefSeq lists its product as uncharacterized. The coding region runs from base 1125 to 3851 and encodes 908 amino acids. NCBI's taxonomy places the organism in Eukaryota, Metazoa, Arthropoda, Insecta, Diptera, Culicidae. The transcript has 6 exons. The record is from RefSeq and is a predicted model, not a curated record.
GUGAGUCUGUCAGAGACGGAUGUCAAUGGAAAUGGAGAGAAGUCUGGCGUUCAUUUUUGAUGUGAAGAAUUCUAUAAAUAUUGUUACUAUUGAAUUUGUUUUUGCAAUAUUUUGAUUACUGUGCAAGUAAAACUUUUAAAUGGAUGCACUUAGUGCGGCAGCAGAAGGUAUGAUAUCUGUGAGCUUCAGGUGACGGCGAACAUAGACAACUCCCUUUUACAGGAGCAGAUCAGAGAACUGAAAUGGAUUGCGAUUCACAAACUGCACGAACUUCGCCUCCCAAGUCAAUCAUUGAUUGCAGCCCUUUGCAAGCAGCUAUGGAUAAGAACAAAGAAUGUCCCGUCCCAGGUCAACAGAUAUUACUCUCCGCAAAACAGAUCUAUCUUUUGUAGUACUACGAUAUGAAUGUAAAUAAUAUCGAGCGGCCCCUCGAAUAACUGGUCCGCUCAGCAUGGGUAAAAGCUUUUGUAAUUUCUCCCGAAAUGUAAAUGAGAGUGAGUGGUUGGUUGGAGUUCCUUCGAAUGAACUGUCACUGUACUUUUGGCGGGUGGUCGCGACGCAGGCGUCGCCCCGCUUUGAGAUAACCCUUUCUGCGACCUUUAACCGCAGAAUAAGCUAUAGUGGAGGGGAAACUAUUUGUCUCUGGGUUUUGAAAGCCAUUCGGCAGCACCCGGGAUUUGGUGGUAGAGGAUCGAGGUCUGGGGAUAUUCAAAAGAAAUUGAAGCCGUAUACAAAAAGGCUUCGGGGAAACUUGCGUAAUUUUAAGGUUUGAAGCUGCAGCAUCCCGUCACACCGAUCAUCAUCCAUCAUCAACCGCUUCUGACCCCGCCAUCUAGCUACAAAGUUCCCGGUUAACCAUCCGGAAGAGCGACGACCGUCAAAUUCGCGCUAGCUAGGGAGCAGCGUCGUUGCCAGCAUACGUCCAGUUGCUGGGCACCGACUAUCGAUCAACCCACGUGGGAAACAUGUAAUGCAGUGACCUCCAUCAGGUCAGACUCUGCCAGCAAACGACCGGGCAAAUCGUUUGUGGCAACCGGAUCAGCAUCUCCAGCGGACAGGAUCUUCGAGCGACCCACGUAAAACCAUGGUAGUCCUUGAAAGUGAAACUACUUGUCAGAAGAACAAUGAAUCAAUUGGUAGAACAAGGAAUAAUGCCUUCGCUCAAAACUUCGCCAGCUAUUUACGAGCAACAGAGACAACUCGAGCGAGCUAAAACAGGCGACUUACUAAAGGCAAAAAUUAAACAAAGACCUAAUAGAAUGGAACUCGAGAGGAGACAUAUCCUAGAACAUCAAGAGGGAAAAAUUGAUCCUAGUUUGGCAGAGAAAAAAAGAAUGCUCGAGAAAGCAUUACUAGUGGAUCAUUUAAACUCAAAAAUAUCUCACCGACCUGGACCACUCGAACUAAUUGAAAAAAAUAUUUUGCAUGCGGAAGAGCCGAUAGAACGAAUAGUGAAAGAAGGUCUGGUUAACUUUACUUGCACUGACGAGGCUGUUUCACCAGCGCAAGCUUUACUUAGCCCAGAAAGAAUGACUUGUGUCGAAGAUGAUUCACUAAGUUCCGAAGGGGAAACUCAAAGCCUACAGAAAAUUGCGCCCAUCAAUGUCCUUUUUUUGGCUCAAAAUCAAAAUACGAGUAUUCCUGCUAAAAAUUUUACAGCCACAUCAAUUGUAAGGAUAGAAAAACAGCCUUCUUCUGAUUCAAUAACUUCGAAUAACUGUAUUACAUUUCUACAACCGGAAAAUAGUGUGAAAGUGGAGAGUGUACUUGAAACAUGCAAGAAGACGAGUAGUGGGUCCAUGAAAAAUGAUACAAGAGAAAAGAGUAAGAAAAAAUGCAAACACAAGGCCAUAUCCAAGGCCCGAUCUAUCAAAUUUCACGAAUAUAAAGGUCCACCAAAUGCUCAAAAACAUUCAGCAGUGCAGCCAAAUAGCGGCGAGACUAACUACCAGUUGAUAAUGAAGCAACAAUAUCUUCUAGAGUAUUUGGAGGAAAUUUGCAAAGAUCCUCCAGUAUUGCCCGUCAGUUCUAAAAUGUCAUUCUCUGCAACUGUUAAAGAAAAAGAACCAGGUUCAUCUAUACAGAGAAAUGAUUCGAAUUCUACACAAAAAAUCCCCCCAGACCCAGCUACAGAAGUACUCAACAAGCUGAAAGUUUUUCAACUAAAGCGGUACUGUAAAAAAUAUAAUCUACCGGUGUCUGGAUCAAAAUCAAGUCUUGUGGAUCGCUUGAAACCUUUUCUUUAUUUGAUGGAGAAAAGUCCUGAUUUUGAUGGAAAAACUGAUAUCGAUGUACUGGGGAGUUGCAACGCUCAUGAUCAAAAAAGUAAUGAUGGAAUUGAGGAAAAUUUAUUAAAAGAACAGCAGAAACGAAUUGCCGAACUACAAAAACAGUUGAAAAAGAGCCAGGAUGAGUUGGAACUAAUAAAACUAAAUCAAAUGCGCUCCCAUCAGGAUUUUAUCAUUAAACAACAGAACCACGUUUCUGCUGCGCCUAUGCAAACGAAAUCAGAACCAAGCCACCAGGACAGAUACAAGAACAAAGAAAUAAAUAUAACAUCGAUGCAUGCUGACAAAAUGCUGUCUGAUAUGGACAUUAAAAUUUCCGUGCGUAUCGAACCUGAUUCUUCAGACACUGAGAUAAAACCAAAAAUGGAACCAAACUACGUAGAAAAUGAAAUGAUAUUGAACAUGAUUGAUGCCCAACAUGACAUGCUUGGUAGGGAUGAUCUAUGUCGGGCUACAUGGAAGACUAAUAAUACUAUGCAAUCCAUGGGAGACGUUAUUCAAUGUGAUUCAUCAUUGCGUGAAAAUGCUAGCUAUGUCUCCAAUAAGGAAACACUUGACAAACUGCUUGGUCAGGUUCAGCCGGGGAUUCCUAGUUUGAAUGACGGAAAGUCCGAUCAUAGCUACAAACCUGCCGAUACGGGCUCUUGCAGGAAAAACAGUCCUCUGGGAAAGCAUUUGAGCAAAACAUCACUAGAUGAAAAUCUGCAUACGCCGUUGGGGCUUAAUGAUUACAAUGAUGUAGAUUUACUUGAUUUUCACAUGCAUAUUGAUGAUACCUGCGAUGAGUUUACAGUGACGAAACCCGAAGAAAAUUCUGUUCCGUUCCAGCAACCAAAUUCUGAUAUGCUUACCGAUAGUAACACCACUGUUAGAAUGGACGAGAAGAAUAUUUUCAAUAAUUUUGAUGGUCUUCGGUUUGUGCAUAGCGUACCAUACUCGAAUAUUUUUACCACCUACCGCAGUAGUAUAAACACGGAAAUACCGGGAGAAACAAAAGCAUCCAAAAUGUUUUCAAAGACAGAAAAUCUGAACGAUAUUAACAAAAACUACAGUACCACCAUUCUUAAUGAUGCGAAUCGUUUGCUCAGGCCAUCACAAAGAGAUGUAGAGCACCUAUCACACCCAGGGAUUUCCAACAUCAAGCGUGACUGGACGUCGGAUGGCACUUCUUUUGCCAACAACAAAUUUAAACCGAUUCAUCCUGAUGGUUUACAACAAAAUGUGCAAACAAGCCUCAUUCGCUCCGAAAUAUUGAAUAUUGCGGAUGAUAAAUGUAAUGAUAUUAGGUUUAGUUAUGAUGACAGUGCAAAGAGCACUAUUAGUGCAUUAUCUGGGAAUUUGAAUAAUAAUGCAAUUUCUGGGCAUGCCAGCCCAAUGGAUUUUGAUAGUUUACUGUCAAACAUUGAUUUACCUAACCCGAAUUGUGAUCGAGGGUUACUUGAUGGAAAUCAAGAAAAAACAUUGUAUGAUCUACAACAAAGUAGUCUACUUGAUUACUUUAACGAUGAUUAUGGUAUGCAAAAUGAUUCUUUAACUUGUGAAAUAAAUAAUACCAGUUACUGAA